Phlebotomus papatasi is the source of this 1800-nucleotide messenger RNA. Its product is annotated as putative fatty acyl-CoA reductase CG8303. Lineage: Eukaryota; Metazoa; Arthropoda; Insecta; Diptera; Psychodidae. The transcript has 2 exons. Gene Ontology annotation, cellular component: peroxisome. Bases 1 to 1347 code for a protein of 448 amino acids. The record is from RefSeq and is a predicted model, not a curated record. Gene Ontology annotation, biological process: long-chain fatty-acyl-CoA metabolic process. Gene Ontology annotation, molecular function: alcohol-forming very long-chain fatty acyl-CoA reductase (NADP+) activity.
AUGGGGCUUAUCGAGGGAUUGCUAAGCUCCAGCCCUGACCUUCGUAAGAUCUACGUCGUGGUGCGUGAGAAAAAAGGUCAAUCGCCAUCGGAGCGUGUUGUGAAGCUCCUGUCCAGCGAGAUCUUCAACCAUUUGUCUGCAGAAACCAAAGCAAAAGUAGUGCCCAUUGUGGGAAACCUUACAGCUCAGGAUCUUGGACUGGAUCCCAUUACUCUUAAGGAAAUUAGGGAGACAGUAACUGUAGUUUAUCACAAUGCGGGUUUGAUCAAGUUCAACCGUAGUCUUAAAGAGGCUGUUCUAAUGAAUGUUCUCAGCACUUUGCGUUGUAUUGAUCUGGCCAAAAGUCUUGUACAUCUCUCGGCCUUCAUCUACUCCUCUACAGCUUUGGCUAAUUCUAAUAUUCAAGAUAAGAUCCUAGAGGUUGUUUAUAAAACCAAAGAGUCUCCUAGAGAAAUGAUCAAACUAGCUCUCGAGACACCUUCUACAAUUGAUCGAGUGGCAGAGAUCCGGGAGGAUUUCAUUGAGGGUCAUCAAAACACUUACACAUAUUCUAAGCAAUUGGCAGAGAAUCUUAUUCUUGAGGAAAUGGCGGGACUUCCAACGGGGAUUGUUAGACCAUCAUUAGUGAAAGUCAUGGAUACUAAAUUGGUUCGAUUUAGAGAUUAUUUUGCCAAUAGAAGCAUUCUCCUUACUGGGGGAACGGGUUUUGUCGGGAUGGGGCUUAUCGAGGGAUUGCUAAGCUCCAGCCCUGAUCUUCGUAAGAUCUACGUUGUGGUGCGUGAGAAAAAAGGUCAAUCACCAUCGGAGCGUGUUGUGAAGCUCCUGUCCAGCGAGAUCUUCAACCAUUUGUCUGCAGAAACCAAAGCAAAAGUAGUGCCCAUUGUGGGAAACCUUACAGCUCAGGAUCUUGGACUGGAUGCCAUUACUCUUAAGGAAAUUAGGGAGACAGUAACUGUAGUUUAUCACAAUGCGGGUUUGAUCAAGUUCAACCGUAGUCUUAAAGAGGCUGUUUUAAUGAAUGUCCUCAGCACUUUGCGUUGUAUUGAUCUGGCCAAAAGUCUUGUACAUCUCUCGGCCUUCAUAUACACCUCUACAACUUUGGCUAAUUCUAAUAUUCAAGAUAAGAUCCUAGAAGUUAUAUAUAGAACCAAAGAGUCUCCUAGAGAAAUGAUCAAACUAGCUCUCGAGACACCUUCUACAAUUGAUCGAGUAGCAGAGAGUCAGGAUGAUUUAAUUGAGGGUCAUCAAAACACUUACACAUAUUCCAAGCAAUUGGCAGAGAAUCUUAUUCUUGAGGAAAUGGCGGGACUUCCAACGGGGAUUGUUAGACCAUCAUUAGGUAAUUAAACUGACGUAGAAGAGUUGUGAUAUAAAAAAAAUCUCUGCGAUAAAUUGAAAGCUCAGUUGUAACUUUCAAGUCCGGUUUAGUGUUUAUCAUGUGAUACAAAAGCAAUACGCAAAAUGGCUCUUAUUUUUUAAACAUAUUUUCGUAGUUCAGCGAGAGUAAUCUAGUUCUUUGUGUCAUUGAUAGUGUACCAUUGAGCAAAAGAGUGAAAUAUUUCGAUUAAAAAUAUUUGGCUACUAUUCGAUCCAAACUUCAGCUGUGGUUUUUAUUGUGCAUUAAAUUAUUGUGACGAAUUCUUUAUUGAAGUACUUUAAUAACUUGAAAUCUAUCAUUUUUGUACAUUUGAUAGAAUUCGUUAAUUUAAAAUUCCGGAUAUUAUAUAUUUAAGGGGUUAAAUGAGUCUCGAAGACUAAAAGAUAAAUAUGUUUUUAUAAAUUCUUUUUAGCAUAACAAUU